Messenger RNA from Benincasa hispida (wax gourd), 378 nucleotides. RefSeq lists its product as uncharacterized. NCBI's taxonomy places the organism in Eukaryota, Viridiplantae, Streptophyta, Magnoliopsida, Cucurbitales, Cucurbitaceae. The record is from RefSeq and is a predicted model, not a curated record.
AUGGAGAGAAAAGGAGGAUUCAUGGCGAUUCUUAAAGCUUGUGUUUUGAUUCAGGGGAGAAGCGCCACGGCGCUAUUGGUGGCUCUUCCUUUUAAUCUGGGAAUGGCAGCCAUUGAAGCUCUGUUUCAGUACAGAAUAGUUCGAGUUUACCAUUCCAGAGGAAAAUUGGGGUCUUCCAUGGUGGUGGAAGGAAUGUUCGUUGCUUAUUUGUACUCUGUUUUUGUUGUCCUCGACGCCAUUGUUAACACCCUGUUCUUCAAAAGUUGCAGAGUGGGAUCUCGAAUGGGUGUGGAAGGCAAAAGCUCUUUUAGCUUUUGGAUUGCUGAGAAGGAGAAUGAAGAUUUCCCCCAUUUGAAGGGAUUUGAAGAACUUCCAUGA